AUGGAGGCAAUAAAAAUUCUGUAUCUUCAUAUAUAUGAAGAUGUGAAAACAAACAAAAUUCGAAAGUUGUUAGAAGAUGAAUAUGGAAAAGACAACGUAAUAUCGUCUAAAGAUAAGUCUAAGGCAUUGGAUAUAUUCAUUUUAAUUUUUAUAUAUGUUUUGUGUAUGUGUUGUAUUGUUUUUGUAUUUUACAUCUUAAGUAGAACAACUGAAUAUGCAUACAUAUUAAUACUUCCUGGUGUCCUUUUUACAAUGACUGUUUUUUUCAUUGGAUCAAUAAUCAUAUAUGAGGUGCUUUAUCGUAGGUGUUUAAAAAAAGCUAAUAAGUUGUUUGAGAAAUAUAAGCCUAAUGUGAUUGUUGCUUAUCAGUUUGGGUGCAUUUUAGCUAUGCACCUGACAGGACCAAGAGUGCCCAUGCUGCUAAUAUCGCCAGUUCAGGAAAAUUUAUUUUCAAAAAGAAUACGAAAUGAAGUAAACAUAUCUGAUUUCCCUUACAUAAUAUUUGUUCACUCAACUACGGACCGAAAAAGAAAUUUGAGUAAAUCUUUAGAUUUAAUUGAAUCGUUAGAUAAACGAAAGUAUAGGGUUGAAAUAGUAAAUGAUGACUUUGGCUUAGAAUUAAUAAGCAACUCGGAUUACAAAAAUUGGGUUGAUGAAGUUUAUGCUCAGACUAAAGGGGAUUUAAAACGAGCAUCAAAAAGUGGUAGUACCAUUGACGAGUCUUUGUUCGCAAAUGCAUAG
Molecule: messenger RNA, 741 nt
Organism: Plasmodium malariae
Lineage: Eukaryota; Apicomplexa; Aconoidasida; Haemosporida; Plasmodiidae
Product: conserved Plasmodium protein, unknown function
Exons: 2
Coding region: 1-741 (246 amino acids)
Source: RefSeq, a predicted model, not a curated record